Messenger RNA from Colossoma macropomum (tambaqui), 1772 nucleotides. It is a transcript of the gene cgas, whose product is annotated as cyclic GMP-AMP synthase. The transcript has 5 exons. Lineage: Eukaryota; Metazoa; Chordata; Actinopteri; Characiformes; Serrasalmidae. The coding region runs from base 171 to 1619 and encodes 482 amino acids. The record is from RefSeq and is a predicted model, not a curated record. Gene Ontology annotation, cellular component: site of double-strand break; nucleus; cytosol. Gene Ontology annotation, molecular function: 2',3'-cyclic GMP-AMP synthase activity; double-stranded DNA binding; chromatin binding. Gene Ontology annotation, biological process: positive regulation of type I interferon production; activation of innate immune response; positive regulation of defense response to virus by host.
ACUUAAAGGAGUUACGGUGGAACGAUACUUUCGUUUCGUAUCAGGAAGAAGUGAAAAUUAAAAAAGCGAAGAUGCGGAACGGGGAGAGCCCAGGCUGGGUUUUGCCUCCUCUGACGUCAAGACGGUUUAUAAGCGCUCAGAAUGAGUAAAGAGCUCCUUUUUUACACACGAUGAGCGGCAGAGGAAAGAAAGUCGAUGAGGCGCCAGGUGAGAGACCAGGGGCUAAAGCUCCGGGGUCCGGCAGGAGAAAAAGCUUAGCAAAGGCUGAGGAGCAGAGCAGGGGAAGCGCAGACGUGGAAGCACCCGCGGAGGCGAAGAAAAAGCCGGAGCAAAAGAAAAAGGCAGAGGAAAAGAAAAAUGCAGACAACAAAGCGAGACGCGGUGCGCAGCCCCGGGACACACGACCGCCCGCUUCCAGCGAACCUCUCUGCGCAUUUAACGACCAGCCAUGUACUGCAAAGAGUGCAGAGGGGAAAAAAGUUCCCAGAAGUCCGCCGAAGAAAGGUAACAGCAUGGACGACGAUCCAGCCAGAAUUCUCCAGGACACCCUUGAAAAGUUAAAGAUCAGGAAAAAUCAGAAAAGCGAGGCGACGAAAUGCGUGAAUGACAUCCAGGACGCUAUAAAUAAACAUGUGAAAGCGAGUCUGGGCUGGUGUAAAAGAAUCCAGGUGCUCAAGACAGGAAGCCAUUACGAAAACGUUAAAAUUUGUGAGUGUGAUGAAUUCGACGUGAUGCUGGCCGUCUCCGUGGAGAGAGUGGACAUCCAGCCUUUCGGAGAGGACGGCGCCUUCUACAGCGUGGCAAUGAAGCGCCAUCAGAAACAUCCUUUAGACAGAUUUCUCAACGAAGACAAAACCAUCAGGGCCAGUGAAAUGCUCAAAGAAUUCAGGGAUAAAGUGAAGGAAGCCGCAGCCAAGCUGCCGUAUGUUACCGUCGACAGGAAGAAGCAGGGCUGCCCAGCUGUGACCCUGCAGGUGAAGAAGGAUGACUUGCUCAUCUCUCUGGACUUUGUCCUGGGGCUGGAGGUGCACAGCUCAAGCUGGCCCCCUUUCACAGUGGACGGAUUCAAAAUCGACAACUGGCUUAGCAAAAAAGUGAAAACGGAUCUUAAGCGCAAACCCUAUUAUUUGGUGUCCAAAUACGAGGGCAGAGGCACAAGAGAACAAAACGGGGUCAUCGCCAAGGACGCAUGGCGCAUCUCCUUUUCACAUGUAGAGAAGGAAAUAUUGAAAAACCACGGCCAUUCCAAGACCUGCUGCGAGACCCGACCAUGCUGCAGGAAGCAGUGUCUGAAGCUGCUGAAGUACCUGGUGCAAAGACUGAAGGAGAAGUACCCAAAGGAGGCAGCUAAGCUGUGCUCGUACCAUGCCAAGACCACCCUGCUCCAUGCAUGUGCAAACCGUGUGGAAGACAGCGAAUGGGCUGCUGACCAACUCAGCCACUGCUUCCAGCUGCUCCUCCACGACUUCGAAGAGCACUUGAGGAAACAACAGCUGCCCAACUUCUUCGUCCCCUCGCACAACCUACUGAAGUCGGCCGGCAUAGACAAAAAAAGCUGCAACUUACUGGCCGACUACAUAGAGUACGAGCGCAACAACAGUUUUCCUCUGUUCCGCUGAGUCAAGCUCACUUCAGAUGUGUGUACUUCAUAAAUGUAUACAACUUCAGUACUUAGUGUAGUAAUAGUGUAAUUGUCCAUCUAUUAUUUUAUUUUACUUAAGAUUAUUUUUGUGUCUUUCAUAUAGUGGAAAAUAAAGUUUUUUUUAGAUUCA